GACGACUUCCAUCCCCUCACUAACCCACAGACCAGCCAAAAUGUCGACGUCUGGAAAGGUCAAGGCCGCCCAGCUUUGGGGCAAGAACAAGGACGAGUUGCAGAAGCAGCUCGAUGAGCUCAAGCAGGAGUUGGUGCAAUUGAGGACACAGAAGAUUGCUGGCGGCGCCCAGUCGAAGCUGAACAAGAUCCACGACGUCCGCAAGUCGAUCGCCCGCGUCCUCACCAUCAUCAACGCGAACCAGCGCUCCCAGCUUCGCCUGUUCUACAAGAACAAGAAGUACAUGCCCCUCGACCUCCGCCCCAAGCAGACCCGUGCUAUUCGCCGCCGGUUAUCCCCAGCAGAGGCCAAGCUUGUCACCGAGAAGCAAAAGAAGAGGCAGAGGCAUUUCCCGCAGAGGAACUUCGCCGUCAAGGCCAUCGCAUGAACAACGACCUUCGACAGCGAGAUUUCUUUGAACGGCGAAUGUACUUGAGCGCGUGAAUUCAUUCCCAAAUCAUGGCGAAACGGACGGUGGGACAAAGGUGGCUUGCAAUGGUAGGAGGACUACGCAGAUGCUAGACGACUGAGAUGUCUCUGAAAAUACCUCCAAAAAUUCACAUCGCGUUUGAGCGACAAC
Messenger RNA from Zymoseptoria tritici IPO323, 619 nucleotides. Its product is annotated as 60S ribosomal protein L35. Bases 41 to 427 code for a protein of 128 amino acids. Gene Ontology annotation, molecular function: structural constituent of ribosome; mRNA binding. Gene Ontology annotation, biological process: translation; maturation of LSU-rRNA from tricistronic rRNA transcript (SSU-rRNA, 5.8S rRNA, LSU-rRNA). The transcript is spliced from 4 exons. The record is from RefSeq and is a predicted model, not a curated record. Gene Ontology annotation, cellular component: cytosolic large ribosomal subunit; ribosome. Lineage: Eukaryota; Fungi; Ascomycota; Dothideomycetes; Mycosphaerellales; Mycosphaerellaceae.